Molecule: messenger RNA, 1350 nt
Organism: Hevea brasiliensis (rubber tree)
Lineage: Eukaryota; Viridiplantae; Streptophyta; Magnoliopsida; Malpighiales; Euphorbiaceae
Product: putative hydrolase C777.06c
Exons: 10
Coding region: 92-1054 (320 amino acids)
Source: RefSeq, a predicted model, not a curated record
AACUUUCGCGGGUAGGCCUCCGCUAUAAAUCUGUCGUCCUCUUUGUUCUCCUUACGCAAAAGUUUCUCCAUUUCACACCGACUUCACUGAAAUGGAGUCUCCAUUGAUGGCUGCUAAUAAUGAUGGUGGCGUUAAAUCCGCUUUGAUCUUUCUUGGCACCGGUUGCUCCAACUGCAUCCCAUUUGCAACGUGCCUGAUUCGGCCAUCGGAUCCUCCCUGCCAUGUUUGCUCCAUGGCCCUCUCUGUCCCGCCCGAGCAAAAUCCCAACUAUAGGUGCAAUACAUCUCUUCUUAUAGAUUAUUGCCAGAGUGAUGAGAAACACAAUUAUAUAUUGAUUGAUGUUGGGAAGACAUUCAGGGAGCAAGUACUUAGGUGGUUUAUUUUCCACAAGAUUCCUCGAGUGGAUUCUAUUAUUUUGACUCAUGAACAUGCUGAUGCAGUUCUUGGACUUGAUGACAUACGUGCUGUGGAACCAUUUAGUGCAAAAAAUGAUAUUGAUCCAACCCCAGUUUUCCUAAGCCAAUCUACCAUGGAUAGCAUUGCUUUGAAAUUUCCCUACUUGAUAAAGAAAAAAUUAAGGGAACACACGGAAAUAAGGCGGGUAGCACAGCUAGAUUGGAAGAUAAUUGAAGAAGAUUGUCGGAGGCCAUUUGUUGCAUCAGGCAUACAAUUUGUUCCUUUGCCAGUAAUGCAUGGAGAAGACUAUAUUUGCUUGGGAUUUCUCUUUGGCGAAAGAAGUCGAGUAGCUUAUAUAUCUGAUGUUUCGCGUUUUCCUGCUACCACAGAAUACGUAAUUUCAAAAUCAGGGGCUGGGCAGUUGGAUCUUCUUAUCUUGGACUCCUUGCUGAGGGAUGGAUCCCAUAAUGUUCACUUCUGCUUACCUCAGACCCUUGAAGCUGUGAAGAGGUUAUGUCCAAAGCAAGCUCUUUUAGUCGGAAUGAAUCAUGAGUUUGAUCAUUACAGGGACAAUGCCUUCUUAGCGGAAUGGUCUGAAAGGGAGGGAAUACUGGUGCAGCUUGCACGUGAUGGUUUGAGAGUUCCUAUAGAUCUAUGAUAAGGAUGAGAUAUAAACUAUCAGUGACAUUUAUCACUGGAUAUAAUUCACAGUUUCCAUCUCGUUCUUCUGACAGGAGGAAUAAAGAUGUAAACUAUCAAUUAUCACCAGACACGUGAUUUAUAUUUUCCACACCAUUAUGAAGGCAGGAAUAAAGAUGUAAACUAUCAGUUAUCACCAGAUAUGUAUUCUAUAAUUUCCAUCCCAUUCUUAAGGGAGGAAUAAACAUAGUGAAAUAUUAUAUAUGGCUUCAGCAGCUAUAUUCAAUAAUUUAGACAAUAUUUUAACUAGAGAAA